Oncorhynchus tshawytscha (Chinook salmon) is the source of this 2795-nucleotide messenger RNA. Its product is annotated as P2X purinoceptor 1. Gene Ontology annotation, cellular component: plasma membrane; nuclear inner membrane. NCBI's taxonomy places the organism in Eukaryota, Metazoa, Chordata, Actinopteri, Salmoniformes, Salmonidae. The coding region runs from base 193 to 1476 and encodes 427 amino acids. Gene Ontology annotation, biological process: response to ATP; monoatomic cation transmembrane transport. The record is from RefSeq and is a predicted model, not a curated record. Gene Ontology annotation, molecular function: extracellularly ATP-gated monoatomic cation channel activity; purinergic nucleotide receptor activity; ATP binding. The transcript has 14 exons.
UAGGUUAUUGAAUGAGGAAGUGUUAGAGAGGGAAGGGUGACGGGGAGGAGGACCGCCUGUGAGGAGAGAGAGAGAGACAGUCAAAGAGAGCGAGAGAAGUCCAACACUGCUACUGAAACGUGUCAGCUGUUGGUUAAGGGAGGCUGAAGAAUAAUUAAGGGAGGCUGAAGAAGGGAGGUAGAGAGAGAGUGUAUGUAUACCAGUGGGGUUGAGAGACCUUCUUCUCUCCAGCGGAGCAGCAAGAUGAAGAGUUUCAUCACAAACACCCUCUCUGACUUCUUCUUCGAGUACGAGACCCCCCGUCAGGUGCUGGUACGGAGCAGGAGGGUGGGGGUCGUGUGCCGAUUGAUCCAGCUGGGGGUCCUGGCUUACAUCAUCGGGUGGGUGUUCAUCUAUGAGAAAGGCUACCAGUCGUCAGACACGGCCGUGGGUUCCGUCUUGACUAAGAUGAAGGGGGUGGGUUACACCAAUGUGACCGGAGAGGAGAGGAUCUGGGACGUGGCUGACUAUGUCUUCCCUGUGCAGGGGGACUCUUCUUUUGUGGUGAUGACCAACUACAUUAUGACCAAAGGUCAGAAAAUAGAAAAAUGUUCUGAGCCCCCAAACUCGAAGAAUCGAUGCAGCUCUGACGCAGACUGUGAAGGGAGAUCAGAACGUACGGGAGAUGGACAUAUGACGGGGAAGUGUUUGGUGAACACAACCAAGAUGUGUGAGGUGCUAGCCUGGUGUCCUGUGGAAGAUGACAGCAGUAUCCCAGAUCCAGCGCUGUUGAUGUCGGCAGAGAACUUCACACUGUUCAUCAAAAACACAAUCAACUUUCCAGCCUAUGGUGUUAUGAGGUGUAACCUCGUAGAAGGUAUCGACAAUCAGUACAUCAAAAGUUGCCUGUAUGACCCAAAGACGGCCCCACUGUGUCCCAUUUUCAGACUGGGCGACUUGGUACAGAUGUCUGGCUUCAACUUCGCCGCCAUAGCCAAAGUGGGUGGGGCGAUUGGUAUCAUCAUUGACUGGACCUGUAACCUGGACCAUGACCAGUCAGACUGUAAACCGAUCUACUCCUUCCACGGUCUCUAUGGAAACCCCGACGAGGCAGACACGGCCAGAGCAUCUGUGGGAUACAACUUCAGGUAUGCAAAGCAUUAUAUGGAGGACAAGCAGGAGAAAAGAACGCUUCUGAAAGUGUUUGGGAUUCGAUUUGACAUCAUUGUUCGUUCAGUGGCCAGAAAAUUUGAUAUCAUUCCAACACUAACAGCUAUAGGAUCUGGUGUUGGAAUCUUUGGAGUGGCGACUGUAGUAUGUGAUCUGAUUCUCCUGUAUCUACUACCCAAGAGGGAAUUCUACAACAACAUGAAAUUCAAGGUCACUGAAACGAUGGAGAAGGAACCUUUAGAUGAGUUCAAGUCUGAAAAAGAAGUAUCCAAGAAGCAUUCAGAAGAGGUUCUAGUGCAUCAUGAGGCACCACUGUCAGAGACUUAGCCCCUACAGCAGCUGCCUGGAUCAGCUCAGUGUUAAGAGUGAUUCUGCAGAGGGGUCCUGACUCCUGGGCUCCAGUCUGCAGUAACAGCUGGCUGCGACUCCAACACACUGACUCCAGACUGCACUGAGACAUCUUAAAGCAGAAAACAAGUGUGAUGGUUUUCUGCCUUGUGUCCACUCUCCAGCUCAAUGAUUCAACUGCUAUUUAAUUGCCUUCAAAUCCUGUCAACAGAUCUCAAACAAUGCUCUCAGUUUAGGAGAUUUUUUUAUUUUACCUUUAUUUAACUAGGCAAGUCAGUUAAGAACAAAUCCUUAUUUACAAUGACGGUCUAGGAACAGUGAGUUAACUGCCUGUUCAGGGGCAGAAUGACAGAUUUUUACCUUGUCAGCUCAGGGAUUCGAUCUAGCAACCUUUCGGUUAGUGGCCCAACGCUCUAACCACUAGUCUACCUGCCGAGAUAGAUAGUUACGGAACAUUCUUUCAGACAGCCACCCUCCUUUGUUUGUCUAAUAACAAUAAUCAGGGAGACAGUUUAAUCAUUGGAAUGUGAUACAAAACAAGGCAUCGAUGUGCUUUAGGAUGUGUUAUAGGAUGCGCUGUUCUCUCAAUGUGUUAUAAUUAGAACUAUGUCUUAGUUUGUGUUAGUUUAGGGUUGGUUCAUUAACUGAAAGAAUCAUGCGUUUUAUAACACAUUCGUUACCUUAAAGUAUCCUGGUUUAUUAACACAUUUUAUAAUAUCUGUUUAUAACACAUUCGUUACCUUAAAGCCGCGGUUCACUCAGAAACAUUCUCUAUUUUCUAUGGGGACACAUUUCUACACAUUUUGUCAUGGGGUGCAGGGAAAAUGUUGCCGUUUUAAAGGUCAUUUUCUUGCAAAUCUAUACAUUUUGCCAUGUCUAAUGUGUAUAUUUGAGUGACUCUAACAUUACUACAAAAUCUCUGGGCUACAAAACGUUAGCUGACGUGGGCUAGUAGAUCUGGACAGUUUCUGACACGUUAUAAAUAUCUCUCUAAGGUCUGUAAUGACUGACAGGACAAGAGGAACUGAUGAUGUACUUCCCAAUAUAGAAGUUGCACCUUGUGUAUUCUACUAUUACAACUUUCAAGAGUAAGUUGAAAGCCGGUUUCCAACCUCUUCCAUCAGCACAGCACACACCAUGUUGUCUUCAAGAAGCAGAAGAAUAGAUGACUACUGGCGCGGGGUAUUCCACCUUGAAAUACUGUAAUAAUGACAUAUUUUUGAUCUUUAAAUCUUUCUCAUCAAUCAACAAGUUUGUGAUUGAUAUGCAAAUUCAAUAAAACAUUGUUGAAGGUUGUA